Coccinella septempunctata (seven-spotted ladybird) is the source of this 982-nucleotide messenger RNA. It is a transcript of the gene ATPsynB, whose product is annotated as ATP synthase subunit b, mitochondrial. Gene Ontology annotation, molecular function: proton transmembrane transporter activity. Gene Ontology annotation, biological process: proton motive force-driven ATP synthesis. The transcript is spliced from 5 exons. The record is from RefSeq and is a predicted model, not a curated record. NCBI's taxonomy places the organism in Eukaryota, Metazoa, Arthropoda, Insecta, Coleoptera, Coccinellidae. Bases 101 to 853 code for a protein of 250 amino acids.
GUUAGAUGUGGCCGACAGUCGUCUGCUAAUUUCGACCUCCGAUAAAAAAGGUGUAUUCUUGAUUUAUCGAAUACCUUUUGUACCAAGAGAAACAUUCAAAAUGUUUUCUAGAGCUCUAUUAUCAGGUCAACAUGCUCGUUCCGUUGUUUCUUUGGGAACUAGAGCUACAGCCACAUCGGUCAGCUCUAAUGCUGCAUCUCAAACACAAGGAGAUAAUCCUCCAGAAUGGAGAAGGCCUGUCCGUUUGCAAGAACCGGGCAAAGUUCGUAUGGGCUUCAUCCCAGAGGAAUGGUUCCAAUUCUUCUAUAAGAAAACUGGUGUAACUGGUCCAUAUACAUUUGCAGUAACAUUAUCCACUUAUAUGUUCAGCAAAGAAAUUUUUGUGUGCGAGCAUGAAUUCUAUAAUGGAUUAUCCUUGGCGAUUUUGUGUAUUGCUGCUGUUAAAUUGACUGGACCCAAACUAGCUGCUUAUUUGGAUAAAGAAAUUGAUGAAUAUGAAAAUUUGUGGAACAAGAGUCGUCAAGAUUAUAAAGAUUCAAUCAUUAAUUGUAUCGAGGGGGAAAAAAAGGCACAGAAGAGUAUGGAGGGUCAGCUGCUUCUAAUUGUAGCUAAAAGGGAAAAUGUAGCCCUUCAACUAGAAGCUGAUUAUCGCAGAAGACUAAUGACAGCCUAUAAUGAUGUCAAGAGGAGAUUAGAUUUCCAAGUAGAGAAAUUGAACAUCGAAAAGAGGAUCACACAAAAGAACUUGGCUGAGUGGGUGGUUGCUAAGGUACAAGCAUCCAUCACACCAGAUCAAGAAAAACAGAAUAUCGACAAAUGCAUUUCCGAUCUAGCAGCUAUGGCUAAAGCUUAGAUUGUAUUUUAAUGUUAAGUGUACAGUACUGUAUUUCAAUUAAUGAAUUUCAUUGGAAUUACAAACUUUGGAGGACUUUAAUACAAGUUACUACAACCUCUCAUAUGUCAAAUAGAUAUUGAUAUAAAA